Pseudo-nitzschia multistriata is the source of this 3024-nucleotide messenger RNA. NCBI's taxonomy places the organism in Eukaryota, Bacillariophyta, Bacillariophyceae, Bacillariales, Bacillariaceae. The record is from the annotation of a GenBank genome assembly.
CGUAUACCGAUGGGAAAAUCAGGAAUCAGGAAUACCAAAUAAGUCCAUCGACAUUCCCAAAACAAACCGACUAGGUCAUACAUCUGGAGAAUCCUUCUCCAGGUAACCAUCUUGAAUCAUCUUUCCACCAGUGAUACGUUUGGAGUUGCAAAUCURCCACACAUUCUGUGGCAAAGGACUAAAAGGAUCCUCCGAAUAGUCGACAUAAGAGUGCCUAGCGCCUGAAGAGCAACAAAGCUAUGGCGAGUAGAAACAAUCCUGGCAGUCCUGCUGCCCUAACCAUUCCAGRUAGCUCUAGUUUGGGUACGUCGAAUACAGCGACUACACCACARCAGCAAUACMACAAGACGCCGCGUGGAGGUAACUCACGUAGCUUGGCAGCUCCGUUGGUAUCGGCUUGUAAACACUUGCUACAACCCAAUGGAAGCAUCAAGGGAAGCGACGUGGCUGCGGCAGUCCUGCCCCAUUUCGACGACCUCUGUUCUGCRUUUCCAGUYGAGAGCUUUGGCGAUCGCAACGCCUUGUACGGUGUMGACGGAAAAAGACGCCCCAUCACUCACACACGGAUAAGAGACUUCAUUUUGAACGAAUUUGGGCCUACCCUUCAUGAAUACGGCAUUGGUCGAGGCCAGCGUAUUGCACUUGUCUUACCCAAUGGGCCGGAAUUGGCCCUAUCGAUUUUGGCUUGCGCACAUUGGGCAUCCUGUGUUCCUCUCAAUGCCAAUGGGGCAAUAUCGGAACUAAAGAAAGACUUGCAGGCCUCCCGGGCCAAGAUGAUUAUUGGAAUGGCGGGGAUGGCAGGAGAAUCCCCAUCGGACGACCUCAGGGCCCUCCAAGACAUGGCCAGGGCAUUGAAUAUCCCUUUCUACGGGAUGGUUCCAAGCAACGAAGAAGUAGGGAUUUUCAGGAUUAUUCCCAUGUCCUUGCCCAGCAAGGUUCCACUAGACGUGGCCAACCAAGCUAAUGCUGCGUACGAAGAAAACAUUAUGCUGAUCCAAAGAGCUGAUUCGGAYACCGAGGACGCCAGUUGCUGCGGGACAACGAUGUCCUCAAAGCCUCCACGUUUGCAAGUGAAUUACAACCAUCAUUUGGAACGACUCGCGACCUACAACUUUUUGUCCAAUGAUCACGAAGACGAGGUCCUAGUGUUGUUCACAUCGGGAACCACGGGUAACAAAAAACUCGUCCCUCAUAAAUUAGGUGACAUGAUCAUUGCUGCUGCUGUCAUUGCAGUAUCUUGGAAUUUGAGUCACGAAGAUAUCAACUGCAAUCUCAUGCCUCUCUUUCACGUUGGAGGGAUUGUUCGCCAGGUCUUUGCCCCCAUCUUGAGCGCGGGCAGUGUCAUUUGUUGUCCGUCCUUUGAUGCGCAUCUGUUUUGGCAAUUGCUUUUGUCGCAACAUCCGUCGCAGCCUCGUUCAUCCGACGGGGUUGUGACUGUUCUCGGUGAAAACAAUCACACAAGCACAUUGCCGGCAUCAUUUACGUGGUAUUAUGCAGCGCCAACUAUGCACCAAGUGAUUCUGGCAAAUCUGCCCAGAAAUGACGAUGACGACGAAACMACUCCGCCACCCUUCACGAAAACAGCAGAUGGAGCAGAGCGUCACCUGCGCAUGAUUGCAAAUGCCGCAGGGGGACUUCUGCCUAGCUUGGCAAACGAACUUCGGAAUACUUUUGGAGCCAACGUCUUGCCUUCUUAUGGUAUGACGGAAUGCAUGCCUAUUAGUAGUCCGCCAUACAACUACGAAUUAACGAAACCGGGAACAAGCGGAGUGGCUGUUGGCCCAGAAAUUUGCAUUUUCAAUAAUAAUAUGAAAUCWAUGCCACCCAACAAGGAAGGAAAUAUUUGUGUCAGAGGGAGACCYUGUUUUCGUGGAUACGGGGCUGUUGGUGCAGUUCUCGGUGGUGGUCACAACCACAAGGUGCCAAGGGCUUUAGGGCAAGGCGGAUGGUUUAACACCGGAGAUUUGGGCUACUUGGACGAAGACGGAUACCUGUUCAUUACGGGACGUUCAAAAGAAGUUAUCAACCGAGGUGGAGAAAUUAUUUCUCCUCUUGAAGUAGAGGAAGAAAUUGUUCAGCAUCCGAGUAUUUUGGCAUGUGCUGCCUUCUCAGCUCCUCAUGAUGUCUUGCAAGAAGCGGUCGGUAUUGUCUUGGUACACAAACCAGGCUGUAGGAGGCUGGAUUUGCCAACUCUCCAYAUCUUCCUCCAAGAGAAACUAGCUCCAGCAAAAUGGCCGCAAUGCAUGGUAUACAUGAACGCACUACCAAAAUCACACACAAACAAGCUGCUUCGAGUGAAACUUGGACAACGCCUUAACUUGCCUGAGUUGAAUGAUGGUAUGGCUCCUGUUGAACGAACUUUUGAAGCAACUUGUCCGCCCCAGGGUACUCUGGUGGGAGUUUCCAUACCAUCUGAGAAURUCACGGUUGAUCUUGAAUAUAUCCAAGGAACRUUGCGACGCGAAUUGCAAGUUCCCGAAGAUGUUSAAGUCGAUGAAGAAUUUGAUGCGGUGAAACUUGAGCAGUCUUCGUCAGCCCAGAAGCAACUGAUUGUCACGGCGCACCCUUCACGGAUUGGUUCCGUCUCUGUCCACGUACGUAACGUCUGCCCAAAAGCAGUCAUUCAAACAUCGGAACGUGUCUUUGAUGCCUACCUACGCCCUUCCCAUGUAUGCAGCUACUCGGACGAAAUCUCUUUGCAAAAUAUCAAGAAAUACCCCGAGCCGACUGACGCUGUCAUGUGCAUCUUGAGAGGAGAUGUCGCGAAGAGAAUCAUAACGGAUCCAAUGGUUCGAGAAAUUCAAGAGCUUGURCAACAGCUGAUUGAUUUAGACUGUUUACCAGCAUACGAUUCAAGCUUUUUCCAUGUUGGCGGCUCAAGUCUUCUUGCGUCCCAAUUGGCGAGUCAAAUUCGCAAAAAAUACUCAUGCGAUUUUUCAGGAACAGAUAUUUUUCGGCACAAUACCUGUCUUGGUAUGGCACAGCAYAUCCAGAGGCAAAAAGGAAUAAUGUGCUCAGACAAUA